CAAGGGCCGGCUGCGGCCUCCAGGCCGGGGCGCUUCCCGGGGAUGAGUCUGGCCUGUGGAGGGCGGCAGGCCGUGGGCUGCAGAGCAGGGAAGGGAAGGGCUCUCUGCAUUUCCCUAGCAGUUUUCCCUGCAGCAAUGGGCUACCUUUGCCAGAGCCUGGUAUCUCAUAGAUGGAAAGAUGCAACCACCCGGAAAACUUGCAGCUGUGAGUGUAAUCAGACUUCAGGGGAAGCAUAAACCUAUGUAUCAUGCACUAAGUGACUGUGGAGACCAUGUUGUCAUAAUAAAUACGAGACACAUUGCAUUUUCUGGUAACAAAUGGGAACAGAAAGUAUAUUCUUCUCACACAGGUUAUCCAGGUGGCUUAAAACAAGUGACAGCAACACAACUUCACCUAAAAGAUCCAACAGCGAUUGUUAAACUGGCUAUUUAUAGAAUGCUUCCAAAGAACCUGCACAGAAGAACUAUGAUGCAGAGGCUUCACCUCUUUCCAGAAGAUGUUAUCCCAGAAGACAUACGUAAUAAUCUUGUCGAGGAGCUUGCUCAGCCACGCCGAAUCCCCAAGAGGUUAGAUGAAUACACGCAAGAAGAAAUAGAUGCCUUCCCAAUGGUCUGGACUCCACCUAAAGAUUAUCGAAAAAUGUGAAAAAGAACUGAAAGAGGAAAGGAUGAGUUCCAGCAUCACAUUAACUUGGAAACCCACAUGCAUCUUAAUCAUCCAUUCUAUGUAGAGGACAGAUUUUUUUCAGGUACAAGGCAAAUUUGUUUGGGGAAGAUCAGUCAUCUUUAGUGUAAUGGAAACACCAAGCUAAACACUGAUAUAGUAUUUCUGACGUUACCUGUUCGAGAAUGUAUUGCAUGAAUCUGGCCUUUGAUGUUGAAUGUUAAUAAAAGGAUUUUUUUUUAUUUCUCUA
Caretta caretta (loggerhead turtle) is the source of this 914-nucleotide messenger RNA. It is a transcript of the gene MRPL13, whose product is annotated as mitochondrial ribosomal protein L13. The record is from RefSeq and is a predicted model, not a curated record. Gene Ontology annotation, cellular component: mitochondrial large ribosomal subunit; ribosome. Gene Ontology annotation, biological process: translation; negative regulation of translation. Gene Ontology annotation, molecular function: structural constituent of ribosome; mRNA binding. NCBI's taxonomy places the organism in Eukaryota, Metazoa, Chordata, Testudines, Cheloniidae.